Messenger RNA from Diorhabda sublineata, 8692 nucleotides. It is a transcript of the gene mtgo, whose product is annotated as fibronectin type-III domain-containing protein 3A. Bases 114 to 3842 code for a protein of 1242 amino acids. Lineage: Eukaryota; Metazoa; Arthropoda; Insecta; Coleoptera; Chrysomelidae. Gene Ontology annotation, molecular function: protein binding. The record is from RefSeq and is a predicted model, not a curated record. The transcript is spliced from 14 exons.
GUAAACAAAAAAUCGAUAAAUAUGGUGGUUAUAUGUGUUCGUGUGUGAUAGGUUGUCAAUUGCUUUUUUUAAAAAUACGGUACCGUGGUCCAUUUUCGCGAUAAACUAACCCUAUGGUGAAAGUAAAAGACGAGCCUCCAAUGGCAGAACCCAAUUCUGCACCAAAUCCCCAUUCUUCAUCCACACCGUCUAAUAAUCCCCCACCGAAUCACUACCCUCGUAAGAAUCGUCCGCAUUUCAACCAUCAUCAUCACUCGCCUUUACAACAUUUCACCCAUUACCACCCUUGUUCCUAUUCGCCGGAGAACGCGGAGGGUGCGAACGGGGCUACAACACCUGCGAGGUUCUAUUUCGGACCGGGGUUCGAACCUCAACAACAAAUACCAGGAGGUGGUGGAUAUUCGGCGCCUAGUCAAGGGCAAGGGAAUGAAUACGUUGUAUUGUUUCAUGUUAAUCCAGGAGUUACCAUUAGUUUUCAGAUGGGAGAAAACAUGGAAAUAUUGAGAGGUCCGGUGACAGUUCCAUUGGUAUCAACGAAUUCUUCACCUCCGAUAGCGAUGCCUGUUCAAGUUCCCCCGGGUCAUAUGGUGCAACAAAUAGUUGACGAAAGUGGUACUUUACGACACGUCAUAUUAUCACCGCAACAUCCACCAAAUAUCUUACCGAUGCCGUCACACAAUCCACAACAUUACGGUGGCGGUCCAGGAAACAACAAUCCGCAGUCUCAACAAUUUUAUCCAGGUAUUCCUAGUGGGUAUCCGCCGCAACAAUUUCAUUCCAAUCUCCAAACGGGGCAUCCGCUCCCUACACAUUUAGGCCAUUCGCCGCCCCCCAAUCCCACUUAUUAUAAAGACGAGAGGGCGCAAAGGCAACAUAUUAAAUUGAAAAAGAAAUUACACGAAAAACAAUUGAAGAACGAGUUACCUAGAAAAGAAUUAGUUAACGGUUUGAAAAGAUCGGGAAUCAAAGAGAAAGGUAUGAGCAGCGUGGGUACUAGUGAAGAUGGAGAGGAAAACAGCGUACCCGAUGAAGAGGACUCUAUACAAAUAGCUACUGAUAUUUUGUCGUCCGUCCAGGCACCCAAGGUGUCUGAACUAACUUCCCGUAGUGCCUUACUGCAAUGGGCGACGCCCGUUCGUCUAUCCGAAUCAGCGAGCAACGACAGCCAUGACAUUGACAUUUCGGAAUCCGAUCUUAGGUACGAGGUUCUUCUAAGCGAUAAAAGCAAAGAAAUGAAAUUCAAAUCGAUCUAUAGCGGACCGGCUCUCUCUUGUAGGAUACAGGAUUUGAAACCUGGUCAUGAAUAUUCAGUCUGUUUACAGGUGCAUUUGGAUGAACUCCAAGGCUCGGCAACCGAUCCGGUAAAAUUCAACACUCCACCUUGUGAACCUGACCAACCUCAACCGCCGAAACUCCUAAGUCGAACCAAACAUUCGUUGCAAUUGCGUUGGAACGCCGUUAACGAUAAUGGCGCACAUAUACAGUACUACAUCUUGGAAUAUGAUGCGGGCAAAGGAGGAGAAUUUGUGGAAUUCUACAGGGGUAGAAGUAAAACGCACACGUUACAAAAAUUGCUUCCAGCAACACUUUAUACUUUCAGGUUAGCAGCUCUUAAUGAAGUAGGAAAAAGUUUAUAUUCUGACUGUAUAGCGUAUAGUACCAAUGACAAUCCACCUUCACAACCGUCGCCGCCAACGUUGCGCGAGGCUAAUAUUCAAUCAUUACAUAUAAUUUGGCAACGUCGACCGAAAGACGACGAAUUCAUUUUGCAGAUGAACGACGUCGAAACGGAAUACGGUUAUCUGAACGUUUAUUUAGGUAGCGAUACUCAACACAUCUGUAGGGGACUAAAAGAAUGCACCAACUAUUCUUUUAGAUUGAGGGCGAAAAAUGAGGGUGGGACAUCGCCUUGGUCAGACGAAGUAGUCUUCAGUACGUUGCCCGAUAGACCCGCCAGGCCGACUAGACCUAUAAUCAAAGGAAAAGUACACGCACAUUCUUUUAAAUUGAAAUGGGAGCCGGGCGAAAAGACCGGAAGAUCUGUAAUAACUCAGUAUAAUUUAGAAAUAAGCUCAGGUAGUGAUUUCCAAAUAAUCUAUCAGGGCUUGGAAACUGAAACAGUCUGUGAUAAGCUAACACCGGGAACUACUUAUCAAGUCAGGGUGAAUUGUGUUAGUGCCGGUGGUGUUAGCAAUUUUUCUGAAAUCUGCACAGUGACUACAGACGCUGUACGACCCGGUCAGUGUUCCCAACUUAAAAUGUUCGGAAAACCUUUAGCCAAUUCGGUGACCAUUCGAUGGGUUGAACCGGACGAUAAUGGCGGCGCGCCGAUUCUACAAUACGAAAUCGAAAUGACAUCUCCGGACGGUAGUAAAAGUAUUUUACAUACUACCAAAGUAACAGAAUGUAGUGUUAGAAAUUUGAGUCCGGGCUGUGAUUACGUUUUCCAAGUGAGAGCCGUCAAUCGAGUGGGAUCCGGAGUUUGGUCGGAACCGUUGAAUGUAACUAGUGGCGCUGCGCCUCCUUCUACACCCGAAACGCCCCAAGUGGUAUGCAAGAGUCCUUUCCAAGCGUACGUCGAAUGGACGGAGCCUAAAUGCAACGGUGCCCCUAUUAGUGAAUAUAAGUUAGAAAUGAGUCAAAGUAUGAACGAAGACUCAUUCUCGAGUAUAUAUCAAGGAAUCCACUUGAAUUACGACGUAAAAGGCUUGCAACCCUUCCAUUCCUAUUGUUUUCGAGUACAAGCCGGCAAUAGCGCCGGUUUCAGUGGAUAUUCUCAAAUAGCGACGACGUUGACACCACCUGCAUCACCAUCUGCCGUCAAUACAUUGAAAUCCAUUUCCACUCCUACCUCCAUCACACUUUAUUGGAACACACCCAAUGAGAAUGGAAGUCCUAUUACACAUUACAACAUUGAAAUUGGCGAUAGAACGAUAACUACAGAAGGCGCUGUUAACGAAUACACAAUAGAAGGUUUACAACCUGAAACUAUUUAUAAAAUAAAAAUUCAAGCUGUAAACGAUGUUUCUUCUGGUCCUUAUUCUUCGCCUUUGAAAGCUGCCACUUUGAGGUUACCUCCUUCAGCGCCUAGAUUGGAAUGCUUGGGAGUGGGCCACAAUUACGUCAAACUAAAAUGGGGCGAGGGUAAAAACACCGAAUACACCCAAUACUGUAUAGAAAUGGAGAAUCCCCGAUCAGGUGGUUAUAAUUGUGUAUAUAAAGGUACGGCUCUAACGUGCAAAGUGAAUAAACUGCACGAAUCGACAACGUACAGAUUCAGGAUAAACGCCACGAACGAUGCGGGCGUAGGUGAAUUUUCAGAAUACUACGAAUUCGGUACGAGCCUAGCGCCACCUGCCUCAUUGAAAAUACCGAAAGUCGUGGAAGUUGACGAGAGGAGUUGUUCGCUCGAAUGGUCGCCGGCCAGAAAUACCUUUACGGAUUCGAUAAUAUACAGGGUGCAACUGGCGAGGGUGAAAGAACAAGUUUAUAAACAGGUAUCGAAAUGUUCUGAAACUAAAUGCGCAAUCGAGGAAUUGGAACCAGGUACCGAUUACACGGCUCGCAUUUGCCCCGUCCGUUUAACGUCUACUGGUGAAUUACCAGGUCCGGCAUCACCUCCGGUUACCUUUACGACUACUUCGGUGGAACCAGUAGGGGGCGGUACGCCGUCGAAGACGGUACCAACAGCAGGUAGCCCUUCAAUUAACAAACACCGUUCUCUCUAUCAUUCCAUUCGGCAUAGGGUUAGUUUUACCGAGGAGUACUGCACUUACGUGUACGCAAUGUUAGUACUCGUCGCCGGAAUCGCCAUAUCUCUAAUGAUCGCGUCGUUUUUAUAAACGUCGAUUUGAAAGGAGACGCGCGCGUCUGUAGAAAUUUAAACGAGGUGGGAAGCGUUCGAAAGGAAGUGGUAGCGGUAAAUAAUUUACGUAAUUUCGAUAGAGGGUUAUUAUCUGAUUGGAACCAUGAUUGCUGUAUAUCACAAACCGUUUUACUUAGAUUCAUUCAGUAAAAAUUAUUGCAAGAGAAAUUGCCUGAAAUAUUUUCUAAUUUGUUUAAUAAUAUUAAUUGUUGUUGCGCCACAUAGCGGAUAUUUUAUGAAGCUGAGAAUAAUUUCUUAUGGUCAUUUUUUUGCUGAUAUUUUUACAGAAUGGACGUGAGUUGAGCGGGUUUCGAUAAAUGGCUGUUUACCUACUUUAUUUGAUCGCCCGGUAUAUGAAACAAAUUUUAUAUCGUUUACUAUGUGAUGGUGUAAAAUUUUGCAAUAAUUUUCCUUGAUCUGCCUAUUUUUUUGGGUUAGGUUAUAAGCAAACUUUUUAAUUACAAUUUUUCUUCCUUAUUUUGAAGGUUUUUUUUAAACAUUGAACGUUUUAAAUCAAAAUAUUCCACUUUUACUAGUUUUCGUUUUCUAAACCAUUUUUUAAAAUAAGUGUCUCAUGAAAAGUCAUUGAUAAAAGUAUAUUUAUUAUUUAUAAUUCAUAAAACACUAAGAUUAAUUCACGUAUCAAAUUUUCCUUUUUUGUUUUUUGUUAAUUAUGGUUUAUCUAUGAUUAGCGUUGACUGCAGUUUUUCUAUGUCAACUGUCAAUAAAAGUUGUUCUGUAUCCAGUGCCAAUAACAAUUGUUUUGUAUCAGAUGUCAAUAACAGUUUCAGUUCUAUGUCAAGUGUCAUUAGCAGCGCUUGUUCUAUGACGGCUGUCAGUAGCUGUUAUUCUACGUCACAGUAAUGAACUCAUAUGGUUAUUUUAAAUUAUAUUUUUUCAUUAAUGGAUAACCUCGACGAUGUAAAGUAUUUGAAAUCAACAAUAGAAAAUGGAAUAUUUAUGUGAAACUGCUUUAAAAAAGAAUAUAUUUCCUCGAUCAAUUUCAUCCUUUUUUUUUAUUAUUAUAGUUUUGUCGCUUUUUAUCCGUUUUUCUAUAAUUUAAACUAUAAUUUUAUUAGUAUUGAUGUACUACAAACCCUCGUUCCUAUUUUUGUGCUAAUUACAUAGAUACCACUAAAAUUCAUAUUAAAUGAAUGUUUUAGUUUAUCUAUGAUUGUCGUUCACUGCCAAUUGUCAAUAAAAGUUGUUAUUGUGUGUCAGCUGUCACCUGCAGCUCUUGUGAUGUGUCAUCUGUCACCAGCAACUAUUAUUAUAUAUCAGCUGUCACUAGCGACUCUUGUUUGUGUCAUCCGUCACCAGAUACUCUUGUUAUGUGCCAGCUGUCAGCAAUAGUAAUUAUUAUAAUGAAAACAAACAUUUUAAUUGAAAAAAUAGGCGAUACGAAUAUAUUUUUGAUAAUAAAAAUUUUCCCUGUUCAAAUAAUUGUUACAAAUUCUUAACUGUAGUUCUUUUAUAUAUAAUUUUAAAUUGACAUUUGAUGAAAGUUUUGACAUAAAGUUCUACCACUAUCUUUCGUAAAACUUCCAAACUCGUAACCUCUCUCCGCGAUUCUUAAGUAUUAUUAAACAGGGCUUUUUAAUAAUGAAGUUUAAUUAUAGAGGACCAAAGCGUCAUGUUUUGGUAUUUUUUUAUACAUGUCUCCCGUAAUUGGUGUGGUGCUAAUAACUCGAUGGUCUCGACUAACGUUCAUUGCGCAGUAUAAUAAUAUUCACUUCAAACUAAUAAUUUUUUUUCCAAAUUACCCAUGAACAUACAGUGUCCUGCGAAAUUAACUCAAAAUAAUGCAUACUUUUUGAAUAUACCGCGUAUAUUAAGAAAUAAUGUAGCAAUUUUGUAUGGUCAAUUUUUCAAUUUUAAAAAAUAUGCGUUAAUUUUGAAACAUUUUUUAAAAUAAUUUUAAUUAAUCAGAUUUAGUUCGUCAAACACGUCAACUGCCGAUAUACGGCUCUCACUAAAUUAGUAAGACAAUUUUGAAUAUGAAUAAUUUUGGUAAUUGGAUUCCAAUUUUUUGGUUUCAACGAACGUGAUAUUAUUAUACAGCGUGUAAAUUCCUCCUUAACGGAUCUUAUUUUAUAUUUUUUAUUAUAUUUUUUUACAUUGAAAGAUCCAAGGAAAGGCGUUAUAAUCGAUACCACCGAUACAUAUAGAUUAUGAUGUGAUGAUGAAUGGCUAUAGUAGAUUGAAAACUAACAAUAGGCAAAUAUACGACCCUUAAUUUUUUGUCGAAGGGGCGUAAUUUUUACCCAUCGUUAGUUUACGGUCCCGAUGACCUAUCAAAAGGGAUGAAUUCCAGUCAUAGUGUACAUAUUUAAUUAUGUAAUGCUGUUGGCAAUAUUUAAAUUAUUAUCUAGAUGAAAUUUAAGUGAAAGUGACUGGAAAAGUCGAUUCGUAUAUACAGAACGGACUGGUUAUUAGUUAUAUUCGAGGAGUUGUAUCAUUCAGUUGAUGAUCGAUUUUAAAUAUUUCGGAUAUAGUCCUUCAAGUUGUAUGCAAGCUAUUUUAUCGUAAAACAUCACCUACAAUCAAAAAACGUUUUUACCCAAACGAUACGCCCCUCGAUUAUCACGAUUCUGUCAAUUAAUAGUGCAAUGUUUGUAUCGAACAUAGAAAUAAUAUUGUUUACAACACGUAAACAAAAUGUGAAAUUUCAUACGAAUAAUGAAAUAUCGUAUUUUCUUCACGUGUUGUAUACUAUAUUUUCCCUACGAUCUACACGAAAUAUGGUGAAAUAUUUUCGUGUUAGUUCGUCGAAAAGUGUUACGUUCGUUGUGAUAGUACACAGAAGUCUUAAAUCGAUUAUUAUUACAAUAAUUCCUACCAUAUUCACUGAUUGUUGCACUAAAAUCAUCGAUUUUUUGCGUUGGAAAGAUUUAUUAUCGUUUAUUUUAUGUAUAUUUUAAAUAUCCUUGUUAAUUUAUUUAUUUAUUAAUGUGUAGAUGUGUCUUUUUUCUUAUUUUGAGUCAAGUACAACAAAAAAAGCCAACUCGAGGUGGUAAUAAAGUUCUUAUUUCAUUUUGUUAUUCUAUGAUCAAGUCUAGGAUGUGUUAAAAUUUAUUCCCUUUUUAAUGUUUUCCAACUAAAAUUGAUGUAGUGUUAACUAAAAUUUUGGUUUAUCUAUGGUUGUGUCAACGGUUGAUAACAAUAAUCAAUAGCUCUUGUUCUACGUCAACUGUCAACUGUAACUAUUCCAUGCCAAUUGUCAAUAGCAAUCGUUCUGUGUCAGUUAUCACUAUCAGUCCCUGUUUUAUACUAGCAAUUAUCGUAUCAGCUGUCAACAACUGUUGAUCAGUACCAGCCAUUGAUAAUCGUUAAUUUCAUGUAAUAGUUAUAUAUAAAAAAUAACUAUCUAACAACUAAUCAAUAACAACAGUUCUGUGUCAGUUGUCAAUUCCAGUCGUUUUUCUGUGCCAGCUGUCAACAACAGUUGUUUUGUACUGGUUAUCACUAGCUAUUGCUCCAUAUAAAACACAAUUUUUGGUUGGAUAAUGUACAUUAAUAGACAACCUCAAUGGUCUUGAGUAAAGAGAAUGCUUAAGGUAGAAAAUUGAUAUAUUUUGCACAUAUAAAGAGAGUUGCUUCGAAGAAAGGUUUCGGUCAAACGUUGUAGCUCGAUUUUGAAGGAUAAUUUGUUUAAGAAUAAUUUUAAACAUUGAAUUAAGUGCAGUAUUAUCAUAAUUUUAAAUUAGAAUUCAUUCUUUAUAGAUUAUUUGACCCAUCCGUCUCAUUUAUUAGUAAUUGGUAAUGAUUUUAAAGCAAAUCAUUAGUGCAUGUUGAUGAUUUAAUUACUACUGAACUUUUUACAGUCAAAAGUUAUUGUUCUGUACCAGUUGUCAAUAGCACCUGUUGUUCUGUGUCAAUUGUCAACAAAAAGUGUUCAAAGUCACAGUUUUUGGCUAAAGGAAAAAAUAAAUCAACUAAAGCGACUUUGAUACCAUUAAAAAUAAAGAAUAAUGCCCCAGAUGAACCUAAAAGUAUGAAUUGUAUUUUUAAUGCUUUAUUUUGAUAGCUACUUUGAAUUUUAAUGUAACAUUCCGUGAAUUAGAUGUUUGGAAAUGAAUAUAUUUGCGUUUGAUUCGACAAGUCGAUGUGUUGACCUCGAAAAAAGUUUUUAUAUUCUUAUGGGUUCAGAUUUUGGAAGAUUGUCCAUUCUACUAACUUGUAUAGGCCUAUUUAAGACGACCCAAGAUUUAUUGGCUCUACUAAAUUAUCAGUGCUACUAAUUUUCGAAUUAUCGAGAAAUUUUAUUUUAUAUUGCGAAACAGAGAAUGCGAAAAUUUUACCUACGAGGUUUAUCAGCGACUCCGUACAUUGUACAUAGUAAAAUCUGUUGGAAACAGUUAUUUUAACUCUUUUUUUUUUAAUAAAUAAUAUCUUUAUAUAAAAUAUAUAUUUAUGAGAGAUUUUUAUAGAGCAUUUAUUUAUUUAGUGUCCCAAUUUCUUCCGUAGCAGGCGCUCUAUUCCUAAAUGUACUUAUGGAAUUUGCAGUGGGAAUAGAAACGCCGUUUUCGUAUGCAUCGUCCUGUGUAUGUAAUUUUUGAAAGUUUUAUAUGUUAUUAUUGUUAACAGUCCGUCUGUGUAUACAUAUAGUAACAUUUAUAUAGAAAAAAAAAGUGUAUAUGUUGAAGAAUAUCCAUUAAAUUAUAUAAAUCUAAUGUUAAUCGUUUAUGAUCUAAUCAUUUAUAAUUUUAAAGUUGGCUAUACUGGGAUGUGUAACUGUGCACCUUGCACUAUAUGAAGAGUUAUAAUUAUUAUAGGUAAAUAUACAUUAUAUAUAUAAAAGAAUCCAUUAUAUUUUAUCUACUAGAA